Molecule: messenger RNA, 4188 nt
Organism: Alternaria infectoria
Lineage: Eukaryota; Fungi; Ascomycota; Dothideomycetes; Pleosporales; Pleosporaceae
Exons: 3
Coding region: 1-4188 (1395 amino acids)
Biological process (GO): protein phosphorylation
Cellular component (GO): nucleus; cytoplasm
Molecular function (GO): ATP binding; cyclin-dependent protein serine/threonine kinase activity
Source: RefSeq, a predicted model, not a curated record
AUGGAGAACGACCUCAUGACCCCUGCGACGUCUCUAGGACCAGAGGUCUUUGCGCAGAUUGAGAAAAUUUCCCAGCUUGAAUUCGAACGCGACGAAGCUCGACAUUGGGCGUCAAGGCGUAUCCGCUUUUUGGUCUACGAUGAUUCCGACUGCAAGACCAACGGUUUCGAUAGCGAUGACGAAGACGGAAUGGAACAACAGGCGGCAAACUUGAGUCUUGGUAAUCCUGCAGCUCGAAUCCCAAAAAGAGUCGGUAUGGCUGUACGACCAGAAAGUCACAACAAUUCCGAACAGCUUACAUGUCGAGUUUGUGCCUCGUAUCCCGAGUUCCCACACAAGUGGAAGCCCAGGAAAUUCCGUCUGGUCAAUCCGGUGCUUGAACACCCAGAAUUGUUCAAAGAUGAAAGUCGCCACUGGCGCGACCUUUGUGGGCACUAUGCGGCAGUAUCAUAUUGCUGGCCCCCUUAUGGGGAACCCCCGACUCCAAGAACAUACACGGUCCGGGACCUCGACGGGCGUGUUCGAUCUAGUCGUGCUCUUGACGACGUUCUAGAUCGCGCUGUGGACUUCGCCAAUUCAUAUGGCCUUCGCAUGAUAUGGAUCGAUCAAGAAUGUCUCCCCCAACCGACUGAGAACAGCCCGAAAGAAGACUGGAAUGAACAAGAACUUGGAAUACAGUCUAUGGACAUUGUUUACAACAGAGCUGUGGUCACAGUGGGUUUGCUGGACGUCGAGAUCACAUCGCAGGAGCAACUCACGGCCAUCGAGGCGCUGCUCUAUCGUGACCCAAGACGCUAUGAAGAUAUGAUGGAUUGGCCUUUCUGCGAGCGAAUACUUGAAUUUCUCGACAGAACUAGUCACGAUCGGUGGUAUACCCGAGCGUGGGUUGUUCAAGAGGCUAUUUGUGCUGGAAGUGGCUUGAUGCUAGCCUUUCGGCGUAGUCCAGGUCUGAAGUUCCGAUCGUCUCAUCGCUUUGAGCAGACCUGCCGUAAUCGUCCUUACCACUCACUCGACGAUGACCAGGAGUUGUUUGAGUCAAAGCUCGUCUGCAUACACGUGCUUGGAUUCUGGCGCAUUCUCGACCGAAUGAAGUCUAAGCUUACAAGCGACUCUGUUCAUAUGGGAUACCAUCAUGUGCGAUUUAGUCUAGGAAAAGAAGUUUAUCCGGGAGCUCGAUCCGUGCUUGAAGCAGCAGAUCGUCUCCAUCCAAGGGCCGAGAAAGGAAGCUCGGUGCCUCAGACUGUAAUGUUUGAGCUGGAUGGGUUCUAUGGUAAACGACCUGUGAUGAAUGCCGCAGGUGCUCUGACGUUGUUGAAGCAUCGCGAAUGUUACUUCAAUGCCGACAGAAUUGCUAUCAUAGCGAAUAUGUGCGAUUAUGAUUUCCGGCUGGACACGAGAAAAGUCAACGCCAAUUCCGGUUCACUACGUAUAGCUAUUCUGGCAUUAGCACUGAGCAAUGGCGACCUGUCUCUGUUAGUUCCAGAGGCUUACCCACCGCAGGAUCGCGACCAUCAAGAAGAUGCGUGUGCUCGAAGUGCACCGACCCUGUUCCAAGAUUUUCACCGGACUGCUCAUCGAAUCGAUCACUGCCAAGUUCACGACUAUAUCAACGCAAGGCUUCAAACAACACAAGCAGGCGAGUUCACUGCUGACGGAAUGCUCUUCAACUCGUAUCUAUGGUCAGUGCAUCGUGAGAUUGACUUCACACCUAUUCAAGCGGUGUGGGCUGAUACUUGGGAAUCAUACAAAUCCUGGCACCUGGAUUUUCCGCGCCUGAAAGACGAGACCCUGGAACAAGCUCAUACGCGCCAAAACACAUUCAUUCAAAGACUUGAUCAACCAAGCAUAGCCUCACAAGCUCUUCGCGACUUUCGACAUAUGGGCCGUAUCUCAGGCGAAUCAGCUCUAUGGAAAGGCCUCGAUCAUACUGGAAUACAUUUUGAACGAGUGAUUGAUGUUAAACGCGUCCGACAGGACCCGCAAAUGGGUGACAAAAUUGCUCAGAUCAUCUUUAGUAUCCUCCACUAUGUCAGGUACACCCUGGCCGCAUCAGAAGAAGGAGAAUUGAUGAAGGGCUUGGCCAACAGCAUAUGGCAGUCAGUCCGAGCUGAUCAGGCUCCGGAUUCAGACCACUUUCUACCAGAUAAGGUCGACGACACACUCUUCGCUCACCCGGAUGUCAUGGAGCGCCCCUUUGCCACUUUACAGCUCGACGAGACUCACGGAUCCAGCUUCGCGCAGUUAUGGUUCAUCGACCGAAUCAUGCAACACGGACGACUUUGGUGUGGAACAUACACUCCACGGGAUCACCAGAUCUUUCACCGCUCGCCUGGCAGCUUACAAGCGGACUCCACCUUGGAAGAAGAUUUGGAGGCACACCAAAAGAUCCUAGAAGCGAACAACCUGCCCGAAAAAUUGAUCAUCCGGAAACAACUCUCGCGCAUGAUGUUCACUAUGCUGAUCGAACGCAUUUUCGCUAGCAAGCCCGGAUUAUCGAAACACCGCCACACCAUGGUGGCUUAUGCUUCCACUGAAGCCUUGGACUUGUGGUCAGACCGUAAAGAGAGGAUACGACAAAAGACUCUCAUGUCCACCUUCGACGUAGACGGACCAUGCCUGGUGGCAACGCCAUACAAUUCAGAAUGGGAAAUACUGCCGCAUCCAAGGCUCCGUAGCGCGAGUGUAUGCUGGGUCGUUGAACUAAAAGAGAGCAGUGGCGGUGCCACACGGACACAUAUCAAGAAGGAAGACGACUCCACAGAUUUGAAUCCUGGUCUUGCAAGCGGAUCAGAGGUCGGAGAGAAGGAGAAGGCAAAGGAAGUAACAUCUGAUAACUCACAGGAAGCAAAGCCUUCCUCAGGCGUUGAGUAUCACACCCCCAAGAAUCGUUUGGGACAGCGGGAUCUUGACUUACGAGUAUUGGCAAAGGUGAAAGGGUUAUGGCAGAUUAUGGAUGUUCCUUCUCAGAUGUACCUGUUUACCCCCGACAAGCCCCCGAAGCCGCCCUCGCCUCUGCGCAUCGCCAGCCAGCUCACAACCGCCUCGGCCAUCCUCUGGGACCCCAAGUUCACCUCGCGAGCGCCCCCGGGCAGUCUCCAGCCCGUCCACGCCGGCACGCUUGUCGCCCCGCACCGCACCGACUCGUCCAUCAGCGUCCGCAACCUCGGCGACGGCUACACACAGCCCAUCGUGCCUACCAUGGACAACCGCCGCCACCCCAGCUCCUUCCAGCAGCUCGAGAAGCUGGGCGAGGGUACCUAUGCCACGGUCUUCAAGGGCAGAAACCGCCAGACAGGCGAACUCGUAGCCCUCAAGGAGAUCCACCUCGACUCGGAGGAAGGCACGCCCUCGACGGCUAUCCGCGAGAUUUCCCUCAUGAAGGAACUACGCCACGAGAACAUCGUCCUGCUGCACGACGUCAUACAUACCGAGAACAAGCUCAUGCUCGUCUUUGAAUUCAUGGACAAGGACCUCAAGCGAUACAUGGACUCGCGCGGCGACCGCGGUGCUCUGGACCCCGCCACCAUCAAGUCCUUCAUGUACCAGCUGCUCAAGGGAAUCGCCUUCUGCCACGAAGCCCGCGUCCUCCACCGCGACCUGAAGCCCCAGAACCUCCUGAUCAAUAACCGUGGCCAGUUGAAGCUGGCCGAUUUCGGUCUCGCUCGCGCCUUCGGCAUCCCAGUCAACACCUUCUCCAACGAAGUCGUAACCCUGUGGUACCGCGCCCCCGAUGUGCUGCUCGGCAGCCGGACCUACAACACCAGCAUCGAUAUAUGGUCAGCAGGCUGCAUCAUGGCCGAGAUGUACACCGGGCGGCCGCUGUUCCCCGGAACCACCAACGAGGACCAAGUGCAGAAAAUCUUCCGGCUGAUGGGCACACCGUCUGAACGAUCAUGGCCAGGUAUCUCGCAGCUGCCAGAGUACAAGAACAACUUCCCCGUAUACCACACCCAGGACCUGCGUCUCAUACUGCCACAAGUCGACCAGGUGGGGCUGAGUUUACUCAACUGCAUGCUGCAGCUACGGCCAGAGAUGCGCAUUAGUGCUGCGAACGCUCUUUCACAUCCGUGGUUUAAUGACCUGCCUCAACGGCAGCAGGAGAUGCAGAUGCAGGCCCAAGCACAGGCACACGCGCAGGCCCAACAAGCGCAGAUGGGUGGCUACCAGGUGCCUCAAAACGCAUACUAG